AUAGCGCCCGAAGUGUUUGAAUGUGCGCUCGACUACAACACCGGCUAUUCAUUCCCCGCGGACUGGUGGUCGUUGGGCUGCUGCGGCUAUGAGAUGCUGUGCGGUCAGCGGCCGUACGACAUCCACUCGACCACACCGUUGGCUGAGGUGCUGGCGAUGCAGCGCAAGGAGUUCCCUCCAUUCCCGGCGCACAUCAGCCACGCCUGUCAGCACCUCAUACAGAGGCUGCUAAACACGGCGCCCGACGCCCGGAUCCAGACGGUGGCCGACAUGAAACGGUGCUCGGCCUACGCCACGCUCGACUUCGACGCCGUACUCCGCCGGGAGGAGGUGCCCACCUUUGUGCCGCCCAAGGAUCAGCUCAACUGCGACCCCACCUUCGAGUUGGAAGAGAUGAUCAUCGAAGCGAAUCCGUUGCACAAGAAGAAGAAGCGACUCCAGAAGCAGCAGAGUAUGCGACGGGUGGCCACCGUUGAGCGCCAGAACAGUUCGCUGUACUCCGAGUCCGGGCCGUCAGCCGACGAGGGCAUGACGGCCAUAUUCACUCCCAGCACAAGUAUAACCUGGAGAUCCAUUUCCCCAGCCAUGGCU
This is a messenger RNA of Oppiella nova, 591 nucleotides long. The record is from the annotation of a GenBank genome assembly. NCBI's taxonomy places the organism in Eukaryota, Metazoa, Arthropoda, Arachnida, Sarcoptiformes, Oppiidae.